GAGGGCAGAUAGUGCUAGCGCGUCGCUCCGGACCGGCGCACGCGCAUAAUAUAAUAUCUGAUAUCGGCUUCGGUAUAAAAGACCGCGGAUCCUUCAUGCGGCCAAUUGACUUCCCGACCGGUGGAGACGGAACCAUUAAAAAUAUAUAGAACCUCCUUUUUGGAAGUCACUUCGAAGGAAAAAAUGGCCGACGUAGAAGUGAAUAACGAUGACACCAAUGAGGUGGUUCUGGCGAAGGGAGUGGCGAUGGCGGUGCUGUUCUCUGCCUCCAUGAUUUGUGGAAUAGUUCCCUUGUUUUUGGCCAAAAAAUUCAAAUGGAUCAAGCCCGAUGAGGCCGGCGAUCUGAAGUCGAAGAAUAAGGUUGUGAUGACCCUGCUGUCCUUCGGAGGAGGUGUCCUGCUGUCGACCACCUUCCUGCAUCUGGUGCCAGAGGUCGACCACAACAUUGAGGAUCUAGUCUGCCAAGGACUGAUGCACGAACUUGACUUCUCGCUGUCAGCGCUGCUGAUGUGCACCGGCUUCUUCAUCAUGUAUCUGGUGGAGGAGCUGGUCCAUUUGUACAUCCACCGUCGGGAGAAGAGGAACGCUAAAGCGCAACCGCUAGUGAGGAACCUCAGCCUGCGCAAGAGUCGACGCAGCAGCGACGAGCAGGGAGACAAGAGCGUCACCAACUCCACUGCUGAUCUCAUUGAUGAGGACUCGAUGAAAAAGAAGGACACGGAGCACCACCACCACCACCCUCAUGGCCACAGCCACAUGCCGGUCGCCGCCGCCGAUGACGUCACGUCCGCCCUCCGCGGCCUCCUCAUAGUACUCGCCCUCUCCAUACACGAGCUCUUCGAGGGCCUCGCCGUCGGUUUGGAGUCCAGUUCCUCGAAUGUCUGGUACAUGUUAGGUGCCGUCUCCGCGCACAAAUUGGUAAUAGCCUUCUGUAUCGGCGUAGAGUUGAUAGCUACGCGGACAAAGACAUGGCUUUCCGUGUUGUACAUCACCACAUUCGCCAUCGUCUCCCCCAUGGGAAUCGGUAUCGGUCUCCUGCUGGUGGGUGGUGAGGGAGCGACUGCUGCUGGAGUAUACUCCGUGGUGCUCCAGGGGCUGGCCUCGGGAACUCUACUCUACGUGAUCUUCUUCGAGAUCUGGAAGAAUGACAGGACCGGCAUCCUUCAGUACAUCUCCGCGUUAGUCGGCUUUGGCCUGAUGUUUGGACUGCAGUUGUUGACUGGUCACGCGCACACCCACUCCCACGGCGAGUGCGUCCACAACCACGAACACAGCCAUGACGAGUGAAAAGCCAGAAGUCUGGUGCUGGCAGCCUGUCACAGUCACUGAACAGUCAGAAACGUGGUUUACUGUCAGCCGGUCACAUCCACGGGGCAGCUACAAACGUCGUCAUGCUGUCAGCCUGUGCCAGCUACAACAAGAAGGAAAUUGGUCCUGUGGCAGAGUGCAGACUGACAGUCCGAGGACCAUUAGCCAUAGAACGUAGUAAUAUACCUAAGGCACAGAAUAUAUACCUAAAGCUCAAUUUAUACAGCCGCGAUAUGGAACGUAAUGGAAGCGUCAAUUUCACCUCAUGACGCGGUAUUAUUAGCACCGGAGGAUUGUCGAGAAUUUCGGCUUGUAUUUUUUUACUGUUUUACUGUUAAUUUAAAGUACAUUGAGCUUUGUGCUACAGUUUUGCUGCAAAAAGUCGCUUUCGUUCCGUGGCGGUGUGAAAUGUAAAUUGAGCCUAAUUGUACAUACUCUAUGACGUAACAGAGUUGAAAUAUCACAAUAAUGUGCGCUUUUAUAAUACUGGGCGUCACGUUAUCGUGGAAGCCGACUUCCACGAUAACGUGACGCCGCACAAUCAAUAAUGUCAUUCUAUAGAGCGAUCUCGAGACGCUAUUUUAUAAUAAUUGCUCAGCUGCACUCUCAUCUGACUUUUUGUAUAUAAUAUUUUGUAUCAGCGCAUCUUCGACCGCACGCGAAAAUAGAAUUUACUUAUAACGAGAACAUUGUAAUUUGUACUUACUUCAGGAUAAAAAAAUAUUAGUGGCCAACACCCAGUUUCAGUGAGAUUUGUAAAUUAUGUAUAAUAUAUUUAAUAUAAUGUAGGUAUAGGUAACGUAGGUACAUCUAUAUACAGGGUGUAACAAAAAUAAGUGAUAAUACUUUAGGGUGUGUGU
This is a messenger RNA of Aricia agestis (brown argus), 2168 nucleotides long. It is a transcript of the gene Zip89B, whose product is annotated as zinc transporter ZIP1-like. Gene Ontology annotation, cellular component: plasma membrane. Gene Ontology annotation, molecular function: zinc ion transmembrane transporter activity. Gene Ontology annotation, biological process: zinc ion transmembrane transport. NCBI's taxonomy places the organism in Eukaryota, Metazoa, Arthropoda, Insecta, Lepidoptera, Lycaenidae. The transcript has 5 exons. Bases 184 to 1287 code for a protein of 367 amino acids. The record is from RefSeq and is a predicted model, not a curated record.